UUGAAACUCAUCUUAAGAAAAUCAAUUUGAGCCGUCGCUCCCUUAGUGAGAAUAAAGAUGAGCGCCACUGGGCUCGAAUCGGCCACAAAGCCACACGCUGUUUGUGUUCCAUUCCCACUGCAAAGCCACAUCGGGGCCAUGCUCAAGCUAGCGAAGCUCCUCCAUCGCAAGGGCUUCCACAUCUCCUUCGUCAACACCGAGUUCAACCACCGGCGGCUGGCCAGAGCCCGAGGCCUCGAGUUCGCGGACGGAACGCCGAGCGACUUCCGGUUCCUGACGAUACCGGACGGCCUACCUCCUUCGGACGCGGACGCGACGCAGGACAUCGCGACGCUCUGCGAGUCGACGAGGAGCCAUAUGGUCGCCCCCUUCGGCGACCUCGUAUCGAGCCUGGUCUCGAGCCCGAGCGUCCCGCCGGUGACUUGCAUCGUCUCGGACGGGGUCGUGACGCUCACCACGAGUCCUGCGGCUUCAAAAUUUGGGAUUCCACUCAUACACUUGUUUACUGUAGCCGGUUGUACCCUCAUGGCGGUGAAGCACUUGCGAGCCCUCAGAGAAAACGGUCUUGCGCUACUCACAGCCACAACCACAGAUGAAUCGCAAUUUAUGAACGCAUAUGGGAACACCCCUAUCGAUUGGAUCCCGGGAUUGAAAAACAUGCGGGUGCGCGACAUGCCCAACUUCUUCCGAAUCCCUGGCUCCGACGACGCCGUGUUCGAUUUCUCCGCCGAUGUUGCCGAUAGGAUGGGCGAUGCCACAGCAACCAUCGUCCACACCUUUGAGGCGCUCGAGGCAGACGUGCUGCAUGCCCUCUCCUCGAUGGUCCCUAGGGUUUAUGCGGUCGGACCACUUCACCUGAUGAUCGAUCGAAUCGCUCCAGAAAAAUCGUUCCCCUCGAAACACAUUGAGUGCAAUCUCUUGGAAGAGCACGACGAGUGCCUCCAGUGGUUGGACACGAAGGAGCCCAAGUCCGUGAUCUAUGUGAACUUUGGGAGUGUAGCGGUCCUGACGCACCAACAAUUGGUUGAAUUUGCGAUGGGACUGGCUAAUAGCAACCAGUGUUUCUUGUGGAUCUUGAGGCCGGAUGCAGUGAAUGGAGACGCAGCGAUUCUUCCCGAAGAAUUCGUGGAGGAAACAAGAGAGAGGGGCUUUCUAUCUGGGUGGUGCUCGCAAGAGAGAGUGCUGUACCACCCUUCGGUCGGAGGGUUCUUGACGCACUGCGGCUGGAACUCGACCAUCGAGAGCUUAUCAGCCGGAGUUCCGAUGCUGUGUUGGCCAUGCUCUGGAGACCAGCAGACGAACCGCAAGUACAUCUGUGAUGAUUGGGGGGUUGGGUUGGAGAUGGAUGGCGAUGUGAAGAGAGAUGAAGUGGAGAGGCUGGUGAGGGAGUUGAUGGAAGGAGAGGUGGGGAAGAAAAUGAGAAGCAAGGCCAUGGAGUGGAAGAAGUUGGCGGAAGAAGCAGCCGGUGAAGAAGGGUCGUCUUCCAUGAAUUUGGACAAGUUGCUAGACCAGGUUUUGUCUACAUGAUGUAAUCUCCUUAAUGCG
Rhodamnia argentea is the source of this 1545-nucleotide messenger RNA. RefSeq names its product (R)-mandelonitrile beta-glucosyltransferase-like. Lineage: Eukaryota; Viridiplantae; Streptophyta; Magnoliopsida; Myrtales; Myrtaceae. Gene Ontology annotation, molecular function: UDP-glycosyltransferase activity. The coding region runs from base 58 to 1527 and encodes 489 amino acids. The transcript is spliced from 4 exons. The record is from RefSeq and is a predicted model, not a curated record.